Molecule: messenger RNA, 2349 nt
Organism: Phlebotomus papatasi
Lineage: Eukaryota; Metazoa; Arthropoda; Insecta; Diptera; Psychodidae
Exons: 4
Coding region: 421-1842 (473 amino acids)
Biological process (GO): cilium assembly
Cellular component (GO): ciliary transition zone
Source: RefSeq, a predicted model, not a curated record
UAAAAUUUUCUUCCUAUAUGCAAAAGCUCUUUGAAUAUUCUAAAAGGUCAAAGUUUGAAUGCAUCUGUACACCCCCGUUCAACUACUAAAACCGAAAACCCGUGUGUGUAUUAUUUUAGAACGCCUACAUCUCAAUAUUCCGGAUUUAGAAUAUCCCAUGCCUCAAUUUUUAAUUAUUCAUACUUGAUUCUACAUGAAUUUUAAUAAAAUGCAGGUCCUUCUGACUUUUUUUUCUGGUUCAACAAUAAAAAAAUUCUUUAUAUAUAGAACCCCUUAUCGCCCAUGGUGCUCUGGAAAUACGACUUGUUAUGUAUACGGAAUAAGUUCCACUGGCUCUCCUUAAACAUUGUACAGUCACUGUGAGCCCCUGAAAAAAUUUUAUCAAAAUAGAAAUAUAGUGUUAAAAUCUUUUAAGUAGCAAUGGAAGUUCCUAAAGUGCACCAUUCAAAGACUAAAUCACGACGGUCUAGGCAUAAAAGUCCAACACCUGAGCACUAUCAAAAUGGUGAAGCCUCCGCCAGAGAAAAAUCUGAGGCAAAUGGGGAGACAGGUGAGGGUGAGGUGAAAAGGCCAGAUGAGACUGGUAGCAGGAAGGCAGAGAGUGAGACAGGUGAGGAGUCAACCAAUAGGACAUCCGACCAUAUCCAGAAGGGCAUUUUGGGGUACAUUGAUCGACAGAUAGUGACACAACAGAGAAAAAAUCAAUCACUCAGCGAUCCCCAGGGUAGUCCUGCUCAGCGGAGUGUCCGCAGCAGGAGUAGCAUGGAGAGGAGUCCGAGGAUGAAGAGAAGCAAGUCUGAGUCGAGGAGACGAAAAGAACGGAAGCUCAUUGCAGCCGGAGAAAUGGAAGUUAGACAAGCCAAUGAGACUCUUAUGAAGUACCUCAAACAGUGCUCAGAUGUCAAUGAUGCCUCCCUUUCGGGGGAUUUAGAGAUUGAUAAAAAUGCUGAUGUACAUAGGCAUGUACUGAGGAAAUCCAGAUCGCAAAAAAUGACUGGACCAAGCUUCCGAUCUGUGCCAGGACUUCCGGGUAACUGUCCUGCCCGAUACCAUCAUACUCUGAACGAUAUAACAGCUGUUCUGGACGACCUAGGCAACGAUGUCAUUCGCCAGAGGAAUACCAGUGACAUUUACAAUCCCUUCACUCCCGUCGUCUCACCCACAGAUGGUCCUCCCACCAGAAUCGACAAAAUGUUCAUCCAGACUGCGAGUGGCUACCGUUCUGUAGACACAAAUUUCUACAAGACUUCCCUGGAUGGUGAUCCAGAAGCUAAUAACUGGACAUCCGUGACCAACAGCCUGUAUCUAGCAUGUGCUCUGCAGCACUUCUGGCAUCUCCUCAGCAAUAUCUGCCAUGGCCUCUUGGGUGGCCUGGCGAUGGGCCAUCUCAUCUUCGUCUUCAGCACUGCACCAAAUGACUGGAGCAAGGACACGCUAGCUCACUAUGAGACAUUUGCAGAGGUCUUCUUCAGCAUCUUCUACUUCUUGGCAAUACUCUGCAUUGUGUCGGUAUUUGAUCGAAUGGAUCUUGCCCAAAUCAGUCUCUCCAAUGCAUCCAAGACCAUCUCUUUUCGCUGGAUGGUUGUCAUACUUCCCAUCUAUCUCGUUACGGUCAUCUUGAGCCUCUCUGCAGACUCUUUCAGUGACAAAGUCUACUUCAUCAACUACAAUCUCACGAUGAUUGAAGUCAAUAAUGCAGAGAACAAAGUCAUCAGCAUCUGGAAUACGCUUUCAGUGGCUAGAAGUGUUGGUGCAAUAGUCGGAUGGAUCUUAGUUGCUUUAUCUCCGGUUGAUUUGCUCUACAAUCGCUUAGCUGAAAUGGAAAAAUAUUUAAUAAAUUAAGUGCUAUACAAACGUUUUUUUUUUCAAUAGGUAACCCAAAGAAAUAGAUGUGAAGUCAGCAAAAAUAACUACGCAUGUUAUUUUAUAGAAAAGCACAGAAUUUAAUUUAAGCGUGACAAUAUAGGAUGAUAUCCACAGGAAAACAUAUUAAUCUCUGAACCUAAAAUGAAUUUAUUAGGAUUUAAUUUUCAGAAAAUAUAUAAAAUAGUUUUUGAAAAAUAUACAUAAAGAGUAUUGCAAUCUAAUGAAAAUUGUAAACACUUUCACAUAAAUUUUUAUUCAGUUGAGAAAUUCACAAAAGAUAAUUCCAAAACCCAUCUCAAGGUUUUCUUUACAAAAAAAAGUAACAUUUUUUUUUCAAAAGUGUGAAAAUUUAGGCGAAAAUGAAUGCUGGAAAACUAAUGUACAGUAGAAAAACAAAAUACAAACAAUGCUUAAAGCUAUGUAACAAAUGCUAAUAUAUGCACAUGUAUAUCUUGUAAAUAUAUACUACUUCUGAAUCAUUAA